AUGUUGUCGUCCUCGGCGAUGCCGCCGGUGUCGCCACGGGAGCACGUGGAGAGGAUCCGGCGUGAGCGCUACUUCAUCGGGCGCGGCGAGCAGAACCCGCUGGCGGAGGACAUGCACCAGGCGGUGAACUACCUCAGCCAGGAGCUCUACUCCAAGGACGUCCACUUCCUCAUGGAGCUCAUCCAGAUAUUUCUAUUUCGACCUGCGCCCUGCGUAAGUCUCUACUCACUCGAUCUCACUCAAUUCUCAAUCACAAAUAAUGAACAAGCACUCAAGAACACUAUGAAUGCUGAGGACAAUGGUUAUCCUUCUGGAGUGUUACCAGCUUUGGAGUUUGUAAUCACAUCGAAGGACAUCACCCGCACUGGAGCAACUGCAACCCUCUUGGUAUUCAAUAACGAGAAUGGCUUUACUCCAGCAAACAUUGAAUCCAUAUCUAGAAUCGGAAAGUCAACCAAAAAGUCUAACAGAGGUAGUGGUUAUAUUGGGGAAAAAGGUAUUGGUUUCAAAAGUGUGUUUCUGGUGUCCAAGAAUCCCCAUAUAUUUAGCAAUGGGUAUCAAAUUAAAUUUAGUGAAGAUCCUUCAGUAGACUGUGGUAUUGGGUAUAUUGUUCCAGAAUGGGUUGAAGAUUAUCCAAGUAUUGCAGACAUAAUGAACAUAUAUGGCUGUCUGAAAAGCCUCCCAACCACAACUAUCAUAUUACCUCUGAAAAGUGAAAAAAUAGAUGCUGUGAAAAAGGAGCUCUCUGGCACACACCCUGAAGUACUAUUAUUCCUUUCGAAGAUUAGACAAAUUUCCGUGAGGGAGAUUAAUGAUGACCUGAAUGCUACUAGUCUUAGUCAGAUUUCUAUAUCAUGUGAAGCUGAUGCUUUAACUAGGAAGAACAUUGGUGCAGAGUCAUAUACUCGUCACUUAUCAGCUUUGGAGAACAAGACAGGUGAGCGUCAAUGCAGCUACUACAUCUGGAAGCAACAUUUUCCUGUGAAACCAGAAUGCCGUGUACAAAAGAGAGAAGGAAUGGAUCAGUGGGUUGUCAUGCUAGCAUUCCCCCAUGGCCAGAGAUUGAGCCAGGGGAUGGGAUCACCUGGUGUUUAUGCAUUCUUGCCAACUGAAAUGGCAACAAACUUUCCUUUCAUUAUCCAGGCUGAUUUCUUGCUGUCAUCAUCUAGAGAAUCAAUCCUGCUUGACAGCCAGUGGAACCAAGGGAUACUAGAAUGUGUAUCUUCUGCUUUUGUAAAUGCUUUCCUUGUAUUACUGAAAUCAAUAGAAAGUGCUCCAGCAUUUGCUCUUCCACCUAUUUUCAAAUUUCUGCCACUUAGUCACUCUUCCAUAGUGCUGAUGGAUUCUGUCCGGCUAUCUAUAAGAAAUAAGCUGAUCGAUGUGGAUAUAAUUUUGUGUGAGACCUGUUCUUCACUAAAAGUAUUCGGUAAGCCUACAGAGGUUUUCCGGAUAGAGUCUGCAUUCUGGAGCAUCAUAAACAGGGCAGUGAAGAUGGGAGUUGAUGUUCCCAACAUUUCAUCGCAUGGGACUCAUAUUCUGAAUUCCUACUUUGACAGCGAAGUAUAUGAUGAUGAGUUAGGAUUUCUUGAUAUUGGUUAUGUUGAUUCUGAGUGGUACGGAAAGUGUAUUCAGGGUUCAGAUCUUGUGGCACUGCUGCCUGAAGACAUUUAUUUUGAUCUUCUCACUUUUGUUGCUCAGAACUGGAAGGCUAAGUUUGAUAGGACAAAGAUGGAGAAAAUACCACUUGUGAAGUGUGUCGGCAGAGGUGGUCUACUAACUUACAUGAGUGUGUAUGAAGCCACAAUGGGCGAUGAGAGACUAUGCAUGCUAUCUGAUGAGGAAUGUGUACCAUUGAUCAUUAACUGGAAUAAUGAAUUCUCAACAGCGUCUCGGACACUCUUUAUGCCACUGUCUACUCAGAAAGCACUGGGUCUGUUUCCGAAGAAAACAACUGUAAUGGAAUGGCUUGAGAAGUAUGUAGGAGUGAAGAGUCUGACCCUACAUGAGUAUGCUCUUGUUGUUGUGAAAGCUUUGCAUGAGAAAAACAUGGUUCUUGCUUUUACUCGAUUCAUAUAUCACUUGCAUUCAGAGAAUUUAAUGUCAGAAUGCAAUGUAAAGCAUAUAUGCAAUUUAAUGCCCAUAGUUGACAAUUGUGGUUGUGUCGUUGCUGCAAGAAGCAUGGUUCUUGUUCCAUCUAAAGGAAGUAAGUGGGCUGCAUUGUUGGGCAAAAAUCCAUGGAAGGCACAAAACUAUGUCGAACUUGGAGAUGAUUACAUCUAUGCUAGAAAUUCCUCUGGGGAGCAUACAUGUGAUGAUCAGUUUUUAUCAUUUACAAGGACAUUUAUACAUGCCACUGAUGUGCCUUUUCUGCUUCCUCCUGAUGCUGGUUUUCCUGUUGUGUCAUCUUCAUUAACUACAGAGAAAGCACUUCUCCUUCUGGAAUGGAUUGAGAAUUUAAGUACAAGGGGUAUAUGUAUACCUAAAAAAUUCUUAAGUUGCAUCAAGUAUGGGAAUUGGCUCAAGACAUCUGUUGGAUACUGUUCACCAGCAGAUUCGUUCUGUUCAAAUGCAGAAUGGGGUUGCUUGUUUCAGGAUAGAGUUGCCUUUGCUGAUGUGCCAAUGAUUGAUCAAGAAUAUUACCUGGGCAAAAUUAUUGAUUUCAAGGAAGUAUUGGGAACACUAGGUGUGAGGUUUGAAUUUGCUGAAGUGAUGUCAUACAUAGAUUCCUUGAACAGGAACACAUACAGUCUGAUCAUCUCAUUGAGACCGUCAGAGGCGGCAAUUAGCUCAAGACUUGCUCUGGAGCUUGGAAAACUCGGAGUUCAUGUCACAUUAAAAAAGAAUUACAAUAUCAUUGUUGAUAACUUCAAGAUUCCAACAGGUCCAGUUACUUCUGGUGCUGCUAUGCUAUUAUUGAAAUGUAUCAGAUAUGCUGACUCAUGCAGGAACCUGGUGAAGGUACUAAAGAAUCGACAAUGGUUGAAGACUAAUGCUGGAUUUAGAGCUCCCCGGGAAACAUUUAUCCUCGAUCCAGAGUGGAAAUGCCUCUUAAAAUUUGCUGAUGCAGUUCCACUACUCGAUUUGCCAUUUUAUUGUAGUGAAAUUCUGACCUACCAGGACGAACUGAUGAAGAUAGGUGUGGUUCUUAGUUUGGAGCAGGCAAGCAAUUCCAUAACCAAUUAUCUGAAGCAACUCUUGUCAACAUCUUCUCUUACAAAGGAAAUUAGACUUGCUCUGCUCUCAUGCUACAAGGAUCUGAGGGAUGAGCACAAAGCAUUCCCUGCAGAUAUUCUCAAAUUUAUGCUAACAGAGAAGUGGCUGAAUACUACACAAGCUUUCAGGACUCCAGACAAAUGUGUGCUCUUUGAUUCUUCAUGGGAGCCAUUGAUGGCAGUUGCAAGCCUACCGUUCAUUGAUGACAGUGACUCGAGCAAUGGCAUGGGGAAGGAAAUAUACAUAUAUAAGAAAGAGCUCAAGGCCUUGGGUAUUAUUGUAGGUUGUAACCAGGGAGCAGACUUCAUCUUGUCAUGCCUAUCUACGGCAGAGAAACCUCAAAUGCAGAUGCCCAAUGUUGUUAACCGUUACACUGGGAUGAUUGUCAGUGACUCUGGGAUCACCAGUGAGAGUACCGAACAGAAUGUAGUACCCUUGUCUGUUGCUCACAGCCCACCUUUACUUGUGAGCUCAACUCUUGAAUCUUUGUUGAAAUGCAUGCAGACAUGCACCGAUCCCAGAAACUUUGCAGCACAAAUUAGAAAGAUGCAAAUGAAAACAACUCUUGAAUACAGGUACGCAGAUCAAUGUAUCCUUCAUGACUUGGCAUGGUCUUCAUAUCUCCGCAGGGAAGAUGGUCCUUUCAUCGAUGAAGCAUUCUAUGGCUCUGAAAUAUUGUCAUACAAGACUGAGCUCAGACUGAUCGGAGUGGUUGUGGACAUUGGCUACGGAUGCACUCUGUUGGAACAAGACUUAAAGCACUUUUUGAGAGUGGAUACCAUAACCAGGAUCUACAGAUACUUUGCAGCUUUUAAAUGGGAUCCUAGAAAUAAAAAUGAAAGCUGGAUUUGGAUACCCAAUGGAAGAAGCAGUGGCCACUGGGUGCGCCCUGCAGAUUGUGUUCUUCAUGACAGGAACUGCCUGUUUAGUACGCGCUUCUCAGUCUUGGACAAGUACUAUGAAAAGGAUUUGCUUGGAUUCUUCUCCUCCACUCUUGGUGUCAGGCACAGCCCAAGAGUUUUAGAUCACAGCAUUCUGUGGCGCUCGUGGGAGUGA
This is a messenger RNA of Miscanthus lutarioriparius, 4269 nucleotides long. The record is from the annotation of a GenBank genome assembly. Lineage: Eukaryota; Viridiplantae; Streptophyta; Magnoliopsida; Poales; Poaceae.